CAAAUCCGCGAUCCCGUGGUAAAUUCACCGCGAUCCCACGGUGAAUUCACCGCGAUCCCACGGUGAAUUAUCCACGAUCCCACGGUGAAUUAUCCACGAUCCCACGGUGAAUUAUCCGCGGCGAGGCGAGCGAGAGUGCCGCUCUUGUCUGCUGGUGACCGCUCUUGCAGAUGGCCAUGGCUGUGGCCGUUGAGCAGCGCAUCUCCUUCCUGGGCUUGAAGCCGCCCCGAGAGGUUGAGGUCAUGGUGGGCCUUGUCCGAGAUAUGGACGCCAGUAGCUUCUGCCUCAUACUCGAUGCUGGCGUGGCGUUGGGUGCUUUUGCAGUAGUGGCCGCAUCUCUGGAGGGGCGCGACUGCUCCCGAGAUGUGCAGGCGUUGGCCUCCUCACUGCCGCUGUCUCGUGAGCACCUGAGCCAUGUCAUCUCGGGGACAUACACCAUCCUACAGACCGCUCUGCGACUCUCCACGCUCAAACAAGAGAUGUUCAAAGAUGACCUGCAGCACCUCCGGAUACCUGAAAAACACGUGGCCGAGUUUGUGAAUGUCCUUUAUGGGAAAAAGCGAGAGGCCCUGGAUGCCGCAUCGCUGCAGCCGCAGAGGAGUUUGCCGCAGCUGGAGAGCUGCCGAUGGCGAGUGGAUGUGGCAAUCUCUACCAGUGUUCUGGCUCGUGCCUUGCGUCCCUCCGUGUUGAUGCAGUUCUCAUUGACCGAUGGCUCCACACACCAAUUUGAGGUCCCCGUGAGUAAGUUCCAGGAGCUGCGAUACAAUGUGGCACAGCUGCUCAAGGAGAUGUCCGAUCUGGAAAAACGAAGCAUCCUCCGCAUCCAGGACUGAGUUCCCGCCGGCCUCAAAAUACUGCACCCCUUAACGUCCCAAUCACAAUCUAAUCUAAAUUAUUUUAUUUCACUCGGCAAGGCCCACUGAGCUAUAUAGCUCUUUCUAAGAAGCAACUUGUCCACAAAUUGGAGCUCAACGAAGUGGUUUAUGUGGAAAUGUAUAGCAGCCAAAUAUUCCAAAUGCCCGUUGAUUAUAAAUGUGGAGGGAAAAACCAGAGAACCAGAAUAAAAAUCCACGUGGCCAUGGGGAGAACAUUAAAACUCCAAAUAUACAGGGUUCAGGGUCGGGUUCAAACCCACGACCUUUUGCAUACCAGGUGAAGGAGAUAUCAUCUCACCACCGCAGCUCUUCAAUCUACCCUCCAACAUCCCGUUCGCAAACCUUCCCAAUCUCUUAUCCAUCACCUGCAAUAUACUGUCCAUUAUACUUCACUUUACUGAAGCCAACUUAACUCUUAAUGCGUAAUGAACUCUGAAUGCACCAUUGUAUAUUCUGGAGUACUUCUGCUAUAGACCACGUGGUGGGCAGCAGGGCGCACUGUGGAAAUCCAUUGUACUGUACAGGCAAAUGUUUUGAUGAAAUUCUGAUCCAAUAAAGCUCACCAGUGGCUUAA
Messenger RNA from Lethenteron reissneri (Far Eastern brook lamprey), 1449 nucleotides. It is a transcript of the gene COMMD5, whose product is annotated as COMM domain containing 5. Gene Ontology annotation, cellular component: nucleus. The record is from RefSeq and is a predicted model, not a curated record. Lineage: Eukaryota; Metazoa; Chordata; Hyperoartia; Petromyzontiformes; Petromyzontidae.